This is a messenger RNA of Branchiostoma floridae (Florida lancelet), 1954 nucleotides long. RefSeq names its product low-density lipoprotein receptor-related protein 6-like. The record is from RefSeq and is a predicted model, not a curated record. The transcript is spliced from 7 exons. NCBI's taxonomy places the organism in Eukaryota, Metazoa, Chordata, Leptocardii, Amphioxiformes, Branchiostomatidae. Bases 842 to 1954 code for a protein of 370 amino acids.
GAGCACAUGUAGUUCAGCAGCGGGCUAGUCAGGCUGUAUGGGUGUGGAGGCCAAAAACGCAAGUUAAACCACCUUUGAACACCUGUACAUGUGUUGCACUAACUUGAAUAUUGACGUCCAUAGACACUUAUUUCAGAAAAAGCAACCUAACCUCAAACUUAACUUCAGGUAUAUUUUACGUCAACUUUUUUUCUCUUCCAAUGCUAUGCAAAAAGUAGCAAAACGCACAUAGAAAGUUAUUGAGCAUCAGAACACAGUGUUUAAGAGGGUCCAUAAACACUCUACUGGUGAAUUUACGGCAAUAGCAUUCUGCACAAUAUUUAAGAUCAUCAACAACACUGGAAGUUACGGCAGGUUGCCAAAGUUCAACCCUGAUACUAACAGUGGCUUAAGAGUUCAAUACAAACGUACCUGUACCUUGUUCACCGAUUCACGUGUGCGUCUCCAGACGUUCUUGGAGAAGGCGAGUUCGGUAGUCUUCACUUGGCUUGAACUGUCUGGGAUGAAUUGAUAAGACAUGCCUUCAAUCUUCAAGACACACGUUUCUAUAUAGUGUCGUAUGCAAAAACUACCGUGUGCAGAACAUUCGGGGGUCAUGAAAGGGUGCGGAAAUUUGUUUCUCUGUGCUCGAACAAAUUUACGUUGUUUAGUAUUACAGAACAAGAAACAAUUUCUAACCUCUAGCAUGGCUACUACGGGGGUAUUAUGCUAACCUUUGUUGCGGCAAAAAUUACCAACACAAUGGUACUCCGUACGUGACAAAACUUACCAACACAAUGAUACUCCGUACGUGACCAAAAUUCUCCUGAGGGCCUCCGAGAGGUCUUUUACGUACGGGAGAAUGACAAAUCCUCUGUUGAUACGACGAGGAUCACGGUUUACAGCCCUGGGUUUUUCUGUACCGGGUGCUUGUUUAUCCCCAUCCGCAAGCGCUCUACGGUCUGAAGGGUCGACAUCAGGAACGUGGAUGGAAAACUCCCCAGGGACUCGGCUCUUAACGUUUCCGCCACACAAAAUGGAUAAAGGUGACCAUGAUUCAGCGGGGGGACCAGGCGGCCGCGGUGCCCGCUGCAGCUUCGUCCGCCCCCACCGUUUCCACAUUGUCGUCGGUAUUGCCGUGCUGCUUAGUCUGGUCACCGUAGGACUUGUCUGUCUGACAAUCAUCAGGGAGACGAGUCCCACAUCACCUGACAGGACUACAGGAGACCUUGGCUCCCGUAACAACAGUGAGCCAUUCCUCUUGGUGGCUGACGUUGGAACAGAAAAUGAAGCCGGCGCCAUUCUACAAGUUGACAUCACUUCCGGGUCAAUGGUCAAGCUUCCACUGGAUGUGGACUUCCCAAGGGCCCUGGACUACGACCCGCUCACCGACUACGUGUACUGGUCAGAAGAGGACGGCCACAUCAAACGGGCUUGUCGUGAUGGAAGUGGCAUGGAGACCAUCAUAGAUGUCUACCUGGUCGAUGACCUGGCAUUGGAUCACGCUGGGGAGAAUAUCUACUGGUCUGACUUAAUUGCAAAGACUAUCUAUGUAGCAAAGAAGGACGGAUCGUCCGCCAGGACACUUCUGACGUUACCAGGCCUGUACGUCUUCUCAGGGUCUGCGGGUCUGGUUCUAGACCCCAGGAAUAGACACAUGUACUGGACCGACCAUGUUGAAGGGAGGAUUGAGCGUUUUGCGAUGGACGGCAGUAAUCAAACCACCAUCAGCUCGGGUCUGUAUCGGCCCGGAGUCAUCACAAUAGACUUCAAUGAGGAUCGGCUGUACUACAGUGCCGGUUACGAAAUCCACAGCUCAGACCUGCUGGGCAACGAUAUCCGACAAUUGAUGUAUGAAGGCGGGAAGUUGGUUUGUGGGAUUGCUGUUGAUGAGAACUUCGUCUACUGGUCGUCUGCCUGGCCAGUUAUACCUUCAUCCCCGGCAGGCCCGUGGCUGGGAAAAAUCGGAAAGUAA